Molecule: messenger RNA, 861 nt
Organism: Phalaenopsis equestris
Lineage: Eukaryota; Viridiplantae; Streptophyta; Magnoliopsida; Asparagales; Orchidaceae
Product: NDR1/HIN1-like protein 13
Exons: 1
Coding region: 78-836 (252 amino acids)
Cellular component (GO): plasma membrane
Source: RefSeq, a predicted model, not a curated record
UUAUAAGCUCCUCCGCCGCGCCCAAAUUCCUCCGUAACCCUAAUCUUUUCUAUCACUUCUCCCAAAUUCCCGCGGCGAUGGCCGAUCGAGUACACCCGGAGCCUACGCUUCCACCUCCGGCGGACUCAACGCUAAAACCGCAGCCAACAUCCGCAUCCUUCGUUAUCCAGCUCCCCAAAGACCAGAUCUACCGCAUUCCACCCCCAGAAAAUGCAUACCGCUUCAACCUGUACACUCGCCGCAAUGCCAAACGCCACCGUGGUAGCUGCCGCAGCUGUCUCGCCUUCUCGAUUAUCGUCCUCUUCCUCCUUUUCAUCUCCCUCGCCAUCGCUCUCGGUAUCAUCUUCCUCAUCUUUCUCCCCAAACUCCCUUCCUUCUCCAUCAACUCCCUCUCCAUCCAAAACAUCUCCACUUCGUCUGAGAUCGACCUCACCAUCCGAUCUGAAAAUCCAAACAAGAAGAAUGGGAUUUACUACCUCAACGGCGGAUCGGUAGACGUCGAAUUCUCCGGCAAGGUUUUGUGCCGGGGCGAUUGGCCUGCCUUUUACCAGGGUAAACGGAAUGUGACGAUGGUAAAAACGGCGUUAAAGGGGUCGGGGACCCGUCUCUCUGAUGAUGUGAGAGGGAGACUGACGGCGGCGGGGAAUCGCCGUGAGGUGCCGCUUGGGAUCUACGCGGAGUUGCCGAUGAGGAUGAAGUUUGGAGCCGUUAAAAUGUGGACGGUUACCGUUAAAUUACGAUGUGAUGUAACAGUGGAUAAACUGACGGCGGCUUCUCGGGUUCGGAAGGAGUCAUGCAGAGUUAAGGCGGACGCGUUCACGUUUCUUGGCGUCUAAUGGGUUUUUUUUUUUUUUUUUUUUU